Capsella rubella is the source of this 1573-nucleotide messenger RNA. RefSeq names its product RING-H2 finger protein ATL11. NCBI's taxonomy places the organism in Eukaryota, Viridiplantae, Streptophyta, Magnoliopsida, Brassicales, Brassicaceae. The record is from RefSeq and is a predicted model, not a curated record. The transcript has a single exon. Bases 268 to 1476 code for a protein of 402 amino acids.
UACAAUAUUCAUUAGUUACGCUGUCAACAUAAGAAAACAAAAACAAAAACAUAUUCAUUAGUUAUGAUGCAACAUCUUUUAAAUAGUGCCAUGGUUGAAACUUCAAAGUCAACCUACCAACCAUUGAGCAACCUCAAAUUAGUAUUGUCUCUUGAUGUUCCUCAAGUUCUGAUCAGUUCAUACCAAUCUACGUUGAUCACACCAAAUUAGUAUUGUUGUUUUUCAUUGCAUGGACUGGAGAGCCAAACCGACGAAAGUUUGGUCUUCAUGAACACGAAAGGUAUAAUUAAUCUCAACCGUUCAUUCAUCGGUGGUCAUGAUCAUGGUUCUAUCCUAUCGCUACUCCUCUUUCUGCUACUCUUCUCCAACCUCGGCGGAUGUCAGAUCGCCGCUGGUCAAGCCACUCACGGCGAUUCAGACGUUCCCGGAGGUAGCUCUCGGUUUGACCCAACCAUGGCCAUACUCAUGAUAGUCCUCGUCAGCAUCUUCUUCUUUCUUGGGUUCUUUUCCGUCUACAUCCGUAGAUGUCUCGAGCGAGUCAUGGGGAUGGACUACGGAAGCACGGAAGAAGCCGCCGGGAACUGGCUUACCCUGAACCGUCAACCGGCGCGUGGGCUAGACGCGUCGGUCAUCGAGACGUUUCCUACUUUCCGAUACUCAACCGUGAAGACGCUAAGGAUCGGUAAAGAAGCGCUCGAGUGUCCUGUCUGCUUAAACGAGUUCGAAGAGGCUGAAACGCUGCGUUUGAUCCCUAAAUGCUGCCACGUGUUCCAUCCCGGUUGCAUUGACGCUUGGCUCCGCUCUCACGCUACGUGUCCUCUCUGCCGCGCUGAUCUCGUCCCUGUACCGGGGGAAUCCAUAAUUCAGAUACCCGGUUUAACCAACGACUCUCUCGGUUCGGAUCCGACCGGGGAUCGAAUUAGAGUUUUGGGUUCACCUGACGCGCGGUUGAUUGACUCGGUGGCGUUGACUUGUAACCAGAGUAUGCCACGUAGGUCUAUGUCUACCGGAUGGAAUUUAGCCGGAAUUUUCACCAAUUCUGAUUGGACGGGUCAACGUUCAGAGAAUCUUGACCGGUUCACGUUGAAAUUACCGCAAGACAUACACAAUAAACUAGUGAAUCCAAGCCUUUCAAAAGGCCACGUGGCGUUACCUCAGGUGAUGAGUUCAGCGAGAGGAUACAGAACCGGAAGCUUAGGGAGUGGGAGAAACUAUUUCUACGAACGGUUCGACCAAGAUGGCCGGUUAGACCGUAGACCAUUCUCGAUAACUCCUCCGUACCGGACAGGUUCGAUCAAUAUCACGUCUCCAGGUGGCAGUGUUGAUCAGGUGCAUGCUGGUUCACCCAAGAAUUUGCUUCUAGCUAUGAAAUCACCGUUUGAUCGGUUGUUUGUUGGAAAAGACAACAACAACGUCGGCGAACGUUCGUCGGAUCACCUUCGCUCAGGCCAUGCUACUCCGUCAGAUACUAUGUAAUUUGGUUAUUGAGAAAGUCUCUGUACAUAAAUUUUUCCCCUUUUAUUUCUGCAUUCUUCGUUUUCAAAUUUAAAAAACGUUACGUAACAAUUGAACA